Molecule: messenger RNA, 179 nt
Organism: Closterium sp. Yama58-4
Lineage: Eukaryota; Viridiplantae; Streptophyta; Zygnematophyceae; Desmidiales; Closteriaceae
Source: the annotation of a GenBank genome assembly
AUGGGGCAGCUCGAAGGUUUUGAGGGUGGUUCGGAGGGGCAGCAGUUCUCGCUCGUGAGUUGCGAGACUGGGACACUCGUGCGGGUCGUCCCAUCUCCUGUAUCGUUGCGAUCCCUACUUUCCCGCCAAACGAGUCGCUGCGGCCUGAUCAUGUCGCGAGUUGUCGCCCGCCACUCCAG